Messenger RNA from Varanus komodoensis (Komodo dragon), 2930 nucleotides. It is a transcript of the gene LEMD1, whose product is annotated as LEM domain containing 1. The transcript is spliced from 7 exons. Bases 2135 to 2818 code for a protein of 227 amino acids. NCBI's taxonomy places the organism in Eukaryota, Metazoa, Chordata, Lepidosauria, Squamata, Varanidae. The record is from RefSeq and is a predicted model, not a curated record.
GAUGUGAAAGCUCUGGAUGACACUGAACUAAGGGAACAGCUUUGUCUGUAUGGAAUUAGCCCUGGACCAAUAUUACGUAUGCAUCAACUGAAAGAUAGAUAGAACUUGGGGAUAUAAAGAACAGCAGAGCUCUGUGCUGUACCCUAAAGGUUCAAAUUACAUAUUGCCAAUAGGAGACAUGUGAUUCUAGCUUGAAGGGAUUGCUCCUCAUAACAAAUCCAACAAUUCUGAUCAGGGGCAGUAGGUGCAAAUGGUUUAAGAUGCCUCUCCUUUCCUCUGGGCAAAAUGUUCUGCAUCUGCUCUGGCACAGGUGCUUUUGUUUAUUCAGAUGUAUAACCUAUCUCAUCCUGUGGACUUGGAAUGUUGUAGAUUUCCCAAAACUCAUCAAGUCUGGAUAUACUGUGCACUAAAAGAACAAAUCUUACACUGAGAUAACCCAAAGGCUGACUUCUGCACAUUUUUGAGUAUGCAAAAAUCAUAUCUACUUGUUUUGUCUAUUUACCAGCUUCAUCUAAACCUGGGAAGGGGCAAGCAAUUAUUUAGAGCGCUGAAGCCUCUCUCCCUUGCUACUUAAAAAUGUAUUUGGCCUCUGCCAAAUAUUUUGCUAGUGACUCAUUUCAAGACAUUUCCCCAUCUUAGUUCUCAUGUUUGCCGAAGCUUUAAAACUUCAGAUACUUCCCCUGCACUUCGGUCUUCCAUGAAGAUAAUUAAAACAACAAUCAGAGACUGAAGAACUAAUAAAGCCUAAACAAUUCUCCAGAGGACCACAGUACUGAGGCUAUAAGUGUUCUCUAGCUGACAAGGUAUGGAGCUAACCUGAGCUCAAAAGACAUCAGCAAUUAGCAUAGCUUUACUCCCUCUUUUCAGCUUGACCAUUUAUGUCUGACACUACUGACUUCAGUCCAGUCCUCCUCUCUUGUACAAUAUUUUAUGUUUAGAAACCCCAAAAGGCUGCUCUUACAUCUCAGCCAGACUUCCCUUCAAAGAAUUACUGGUACCAUUUGGUGUUGUACGAGCUGCCUGAUGCUGCAGGACGGAGCUCAUCUCAACAAGUCUCAAUGGUGAUGGCUUUUCUGGGGCUCUGAUCAAAACACUAGAUUCAUCCUGCAGGGACUUGACUGAGAAGAGAUUCCUCUAUCUACAUAUAGGGACCAUUAGAGUGACAUUUUCAAACACUGCAUUUUUUUUAAAUGGAGCAAUGGCAGUUGCCAUUCUAACUAUACUUAUGCUUAUUACUGCUCAGGGAGCCUUCUGGCUAAUGACAUGGGAUAAAAAUCCAGUAAAUAAAAUUAUGCACUAAGCCCCAAAUGAACUCAAAGGAACUUACUCAGUAUGCCACUAGUAGUUGGUUAUGUCAGACCCUGCUUCAGUAAACUAGUUGACGCUUAGGCAGAGAAAGCAUCUCUCUACAAUAGUAGAACAGUUUUGCCUGUUGAAAUUCUGUCUCAGUAUGUAGCUGGUAUCCAGGCAUGAUGCAGAAGCCAUGAUUAAAAAAAGGAGAAAAUUCUAUUUUCACAUCAGUUCAGGUUAUGCAUUUAUUUUUGUUCAUGGAACUUCAACAUUUAGCUUCUACAAAAACAGUCCUCUCUAUGUAUGACUAGCGGAAUGCAGCUGUUCUAUUUUGCAAAAAAGCAAAAAAUAGAAGGGGAGGCAUGUCCAGAGUCCUUGUCUGAUUUAAGCAAGUAGGUGUUAACACAUGAAAUGUAGGCUGGAUCAGGUGCAUUCACAGCUAAUUGGAAAACUGCAUUCCAUGAUGGAAUCUGAGUUUGAAGGCAUUUUAGAGGUCACUUAGCCUAAUCUUCCACUGAUGCAAGACAUCAUCUAUUACUGCACCACCUACAAGACUGUUUCCCUUUCAAAUAGCUUGAAGCCCUCAGACUCCCUAAUAUUUAGCAGAAAACCCUUUUCUUGUAAUUCUGAUCAAAAAAUAGAUUGCUCCAUCAUAUGUGACAGCCCUUCAAAUAUUUGUAGACGGGUACCAAGUUGAUUCUUAAUUGCUUCUCUAUACUAAGCGUAUGUAACUCCUUCAAGCUUUCUUCCUACGUGUUGGUCUCCAAGACCUUCACCAUCUUCAUCACCAUCAUGGAUCACCUUCACUAGCAAUCUUCAUCAACUUCCUCUGGACAUAUUCCAGAUGGCCAAUCACUUCUUCAGAACUGGACAAAGCAUGCCAGCUUCUACAAGGACUACUUAUGAGAAAAAAUUGUUGCAACUGAUGAAGCAAUGCCCAACAAUAGCAGCUGGGAGUAAGAGACUUGCUGAGUCUGACCUGGAAAAGGAUGAAAAAAAAGGAUUAACCACUGAAGUAGUCCUCCAAACAAACAACCUCAAAGUGACAGCUGAGUGUGCCUCUGGGCUUGAUAAUAAACCUGUUAGAGAUGUGGAAGAACGCCAGAAGAAACUCUUGUCACCUGAUGCUGAGAACAGCUUAGCCAAAAUAGUGGCAGAAUUACAGGAAAUCCUCCCGGAGGGUAAAGUAGCACUGCAGCGGUCUCCAGGAGUAAGGCGGAAAGCUGGCGGAAGUCCUGAAAAUAAUUACAGAAAAAAGAGAAGUGGUGCACCUCCUAUAGACUACGGGUACCCUGAUGCUAACAGUGUAGGACAAAGUACUCGAAGAAGAACGGUAAGAGAGGAUCCUCCACCGAAGCAAGGUCCUGACACCAAAUGCAUGGCGGUGCCCGUGUAUCCAAGGGUAGAUCGUAUACCAAUGCGUGUAAAGAUUGCUGUGUUUGCUAUUUUCAUUUUCCUUCUCCUUGUGUAUGUAACUAUGGAAACGAAUCUAGAGAAUCCAUUCACAACCUUCAUCAUGCACAAAUAAGGGUAUCCCAUCCUAUAGAGAUGGAACUGCAAGACCAAAGAAACUGGCUUUGUCUAUCUGCUUAUGUGUAAGUGUUUUGGUUAGCUAAUAAAGCAGCCCAAAAAAAACCCCA